UGCGUUAACCGGAUUACGAGUAUUGUUUACAUCUCCAGACUGGAUUAAUAAUUACCCAACUGGUCGUAUAGACUCCGUAAAAAAUCUUUUAUCAGUUACCUAAGCGACGGUUAGCGCGUUACUUUCAAUUCGCGUUUCUUUCUUACGGAUAAUACUGUUAAGUAGAUCCCUCAUAUUUCGCGCGCAAGUUUUAAAAAUUUCCAGUUCGCGAAAUGCGUAAAGUUCUUAAUUCGCAUCGUGUUUAAAUGGUGAUAUAAUAUUUUAAUUGUAUAACGUUUUUAUUUACAUUUCAAUUUUUUUUCUUAUUGUUUAAAUUUGUGUACCUUCGCGGAUAGUUCGAAUAAAAUAGUUCCUAAUGGCAUUAAUAGGAGCGACGAAUCAGCAGAAAACCAAAAUUUAUGAAGAAAUUAAUGAAACGAAUUCGAAUAAAUUAGAAGACAACAAAGCAAUCGUUCAAAAAUGGCUGAGUUUACAGCCUCAUCUGCCGAAAAAUUACGAUGAAAAAAUACUCGCCUCGUUUAUCAGAGGAUGUAAACACGAUGUUGAAAGGGUUCAACGAAAACUAGAUCAUUAUUUCACGUAUCGUACUAUCAUGCCUGAUUUAUUCUUGAAUCGAGACACCACAUCAUCGGAAAUCAGAAACCUAAAAGAGCAAUUUAUAGCAUUUCCUUUACCUGAAUUAACAGCUGAUGGAUGCCGGGUUACAUUUCAUCGCAUCAAUACCUCCGAUCCAAAUAAAAUUGAUGCAAGAGCUAUUGUAAGAUAUUUACUAUUGUUAGGAGAAAUUCGUUUAAUAGAAGAAGGUCCCAUCGCUGGUGAUGUGUGGGUAUUCGACGUUUCCUUUGCCACCGCUUCCAUGGUGUCUAAAUUAAUUAAUCCAGUCGUUAAAAAAGGAAUUAUGUGUUCGCAGAGUGCUCUGCCACAAAGAUUAAAAGAAAUUCACGUGAUAAAUGCGCCUCCUUUCAUGGAUACAGCAGUCAACAUAAUCAAAAUGUUUGUUAAGCAAAAAAUCAAGGACAGAUUUCACGUGUGCUCUGACACCCAAGGCUUGUACAAGUUCAUGCCAAAAGAUUCAUUACCAUCGGAUUACGGCGGAAAAGAAAAAUCCAUUGAUGCUUUACAAAGUGAAUGGUACAAAAAACUAGAAAGCUAUCGUUCGUAUUUCGAAGAACAAGAAAGCAUUUGUUCCGAUGAAUCGAAAAGGAUGAAUAAAACAGAACCAACGAGUAGCGAAUGCGAAGAUCUUUUUGGUACGACCGGAUCCUUCCAUAAAUUAUCAAUCGACUAAUUAUUAUGUACCUUCGUGAGAAGAAGAUCGCUAGUUUUGUAUUUUCAUGAAAAUGUAUCAAGUACCUAUUUUAAAAUAUGUAGUGUGUAUGUUCGUUUUCAUAAAUUGUGUUUCUUGUUUCUUUUUUUAAGAGAAAAAAAAUCGAGCUUUUAUAUGCAACUUUUUACCAUCUUUAGACUUUUUUGGUGCGCGUAAGUUUACCUACCUAUAUGUAAAAGCAAAUGAUGAAAAAUCAACUUUCCACGUGUUACAUGUAUAAUAAAAUUUAUUUACGAGUUUAACGGUAUAAAUUCCACUUAUGGGUUAAUGAACACGGCUCGAUCCUCUUUGAAUGUUUAAAUUGCUGUGAGUAAUGAUAGUACAUAUGUAGAUAAAAUGAAAAAUUACAUCGAUUAAGUGAAUAAAAAUACUUCCCUGUGCUUAUACAUUUAGGCAAACUUUUUGACA
This is a messenger RNA of Planococcus citri (citrus mealybug), 1735 nucleotides long. RefSeq names its product alpha-tocopherol transfer protein-like. Gene Ontology annotation, molecular function: phosphatidylinositol bisphosphate binding. The record is from RefSeq and is a predicted model, not a curated record. Gene Ontology annotation, cellular component: membrane. Lineage: Eukaryota; Metazoa; Arthropoda; Insecta; Hemiptera; Pseudococcidae. The coding region runs from base 356 to 1288 and encodes 310 amino acids. The transcript has 7 exons.